GCCCUUCUUGUCGUAUUACAGAUAAGUAAUUGAGCUGUGGAUCUGUGGUGAACGGCUCCACAAAGCCACAUCCAGGCAGCUCUGGCACUAAGCGAUGAAAUCUCUGGUGUUGACACAGGCAGACAAGGUUCCUUGGGUCUUUAAUGAAAUCUAUCCAGUAUGGACGUACUCUUAUUUAGUGCUGCUGUUUCCAGUAUUUCUUGCAACAGACUAUCUCCGGUACAAACCUGUAAUCCUCCUACAGGGACUGAGCCUUAUUGUGACUUGGUUCAUGCUGCUCUAUGCCGAAGGACUAUUGGCUAUUCAGUUCCUGGAGUUCUUCUAUGGAGUGGUGACUGCUACAGAGAUUGCCUAUUUUUCCUAUAUUUAUAGCGUUGUGGAUUUGAACGUGUACCAGAAAGUCACCAGUUACUGUCGAAGUGCCACCUUGGUGGGUUAUACUGUGGGUUCCAUCUCUGGACAGGUUCUGGUAUCGGUGUUCAACUGGUCCCUGUUCAGCUUGAAUGUCAUCUCCCUAACAUCUGUGUCUGUAGCUUUUGCCAUUGCCUGGUUUCUGCCAAUGCCUCGGAAAAGUCUUUUCUUUCACCACCUCUCAAGCAGCCAGGUUGCUAGGGAAAUGAAGGUUAUUGACUGUAAAAAUGGAGCUGUUGUCCGAGAUGAUCCUGCGUUACAGUGUGUGCCUGGGUGGGAAGAUGAGUCAGAAGUUCCUUUAAAUGUGGAGGCCUGUUCUGCAGAGAAGCAGGAGCAGAAAGUGGACAUCCUCAAAGUGCUCAAAGAGCUAUGGCGGGACUUCCUCCAGUGCUAUUCCUCUCGGCCUAUGCUAUGUUGGUCUGUAUGGUGGGCACUGUCAACCUGUGGCUACUUCCAAGUAAUAAACUACACUCAAGGCCUAUGGGAGAUGGUGCUUCCUGCUCAGAACUCCGAGAUCUAUAAUGGUGGUGUAGAGGCUGUUUCAACACUCUUAGGAGCUGUUGCAGUGUUUGCUGUAGGUUACAUAAAAAUACCAUGGGCUACCUGGGGUGAAGUAGCAUUAGCCCUGUUUUCCCUCCUUAUUGCUGCUGCUGUCUAUAUCAUGGAUAUAGUUCGUAACAUCUGGAUAUGCUAUGCAUCGUAUGUGGUCUUCAGAAUUAUCUACAUGCUGCUUAUCACAAUAGCAACGUUCCAGAUUGCUACAAAUCUAAGUGUGGAGCGGUAUGCCUUGGUAUUUGGGGUCAAUACUUUCAUUGCCCUGGCACUUCAGACUGUCCUCACUGUGAUUGUUGUGGACUCCAGAGGUCUUGGGCUAAAUAUCUUCACGCAGUUCAUGAUCUACGCUGCCUACUUUGCAGUCAUAUCAUCUGUGUUCUUGGUCAGUGGUAUGUACAGUAUUAUGAAGAAUUACAGAAGACAGAAGGACAUGCAAAGCAGAUCUGCAAGUCCUAAAUGCACUGAGGACUCUCUUGGAAAUGAAAUAAUACAGUUCCAGAGGGAAGCUAAUGUGCGCUCUGGCAUAGAGAAUGCUGAUCCCGUGGACCAGGGAAGGUCCUCUAGCCUCUUAUCCUUUUGGACUCUGGACUCCUGUGAUGCAAAGCCAUUGACCCUGAACUGCUGUGGAGGGGGCCAGGGUCAAAUACUAAGAAGAGAACAAAACUGACAUCAGGUUUUUUUUUCUUUUUGGGGGAGGGGGCAGAUCUUCAGUUGUUGCCAUAAUGGCUCCUGGGGUUUGUGACUGGGCCCUUACUUACAAUGUAAUAGUUAUCAGCAGUGAGCUAGUCUUCAAAACGCUCAUUUCUUUGGCAUUUUUCCUUUUGACAAGUUACCAGCAGAUGAAGUCCUUCACUUAGCUGACAAGCAAGUCUGAUCCUUCUGAAAACCUUACCUGUGACUUUUGCUUCUGAAGAACUUAGCACUUGCCUGGUCUCUGGCUUGACAAAGGGUUUCAUAGAAUCAUAGAAAAUUAGGGGUGGAAUGGACCUAAGGAGGUCACCUAGUCCAACCCCCUGCUCAAAGCAGGACCAGUCCCAACUAGAUCUUUCCAGCCAAGGCUUUAUCU
This is a messenger RNA of Alligator sinensis (Chinese alligator), 2032 nucleotides long. It is a transcript of the gene SLC19A2, whose product is annotated as solute carrier family 19 member 2. Gene Ontology annotation, cellular component: plasma membrane. Gene Ontology annotation, molecular function: vitamin transmembrane transporter activity. Lineage: Eukaryota; Metazoa; Chordata; Crocodylia; Alligatoridae. The transcript has 7 exons. Gene Ontology annotation, biological process: vitamin transport; transmembrane transport. The coding region runs from base 95 to 1633 and encodes 512 amino acids. The record is from RefSeq and is a predicted model, not a curated record.